GAGACCCGUUCCAUGUUGUAGGUGGCGGAGAGCUCCGUAGACCCGGGCUGAGGCGACGCCGCUGGGAGGACACCAUGUCCCGCGGCCAGUUGGACAGCUGCGCGGGCGAUCAGGCCCCUCUAAUUCUGGAGAACCACUUCUCCACAGAACUCCAUAUAUCUGAGCCCGGUGAUGACGGCUUUCAGCCACGAAGCCCGCCCGCCGCCCAAUCUGAAACCGCUAAACCCCCCGAAGAUGUAGACCGGCUGGUUGUGCCUCAGCAGGUGGUUUUGAGCACCAUGAGUCCUGCGGCGAGGAAGGUUGGCACGCGCCAGCUCAUUCCCAAGAAUUUAUCCAGCCGGCCCAAACAGCGCCACCACACCACCGUGGUGACGUUCCCAGUGGGGCUGGAGAACUCCAGCAGUGGGACCCGGAGCCGUCACUCAACCCAGGGGCCAGAUGUGUCCUGGGAGGACUACGACAGUGAUGGAGACGGCUUCGCUCUGAGGAGGAACCGCAGGAACAAGUCCUACAGAGCGGCCGUGACCAGCCUGGACAUUGACGCCAUGGCGUCGGGACGAGGGCCCGCAGCCACGCUGAAACCCGUCCGCGAGGACCGAGCAGUCAGUCCCGGUCCAUCUCGCACCCCUGGACGCAAGCGAACCCUGGGGAGAAAGAGGAACCAGCAUCAUCGCGGGUCCUUCAAAGAUGCGACCCCGUGCCUCUACCAGGAGAUCCGUGAGCGAGGGCUGCACUCCACCAACCGCGACGAGCUGCUGGACGACUUCGUGGUGGUGGAGGAAGCCCCCGCGGUGGAGGACCAAGGCAUCGUGGUGAAGAGCUACCGGCCGGCGCAGCUCACAUGGAGCCAGCUGCCACAGGUGAAGGACACUGGUAUCCUGACACAGAUCUCCGCUCAGGAGAGGAAGAGACAGGAGGCCAUUUUUGAGAUCAUCACAUCAGAGCAUUCGUACCUGCACAGCCUGGGCAUCCUGGUGCGUUGCUUCAAGAGCAGCGACGCUCUGAAGAAAACUAUGACCGCCACAGACUACCAUCACCUCUUCUCCAACAUCUCUGUCAUUGAGCAGAUCAGCAAACGUUUCUUUGAGGAUCUGGAACGGCGUCACUAUGAAAACCCAGUGAUCCGGGACAUUAGCGACAUUGUCCAGAACCACGCCGCCCACCACUUUGAGCCCUACAUUGUCUACUGCUCAAACGAGACCUUCCAGCAGAGGACGUUGCAGAAGCUGCUGACCACAAACAUUGCGUUCAAAGAGACCCUGAAGCAGAUUGAAGGGAGCAGCGACUGUGGAGGCCUGCCCAUGAUCUCCUUCCUGAUCCUUCCCAUGCAGAGGGUCACCAGACUCCCACUUCUGCUCGAUACCAUUUGCCAGAAAACUCCAAAUGCGGCGGCGGAGUACUUUGCUGCUGUCUGGGCGCUGCACGCCAUCAGCAAGUUGGUCACCAGCUGCAAUGAUGGGGCUCAGCGCAUGGAGAGGACGGAGCAGAUGUUCACCAUCCAGAAACAGAUGGAUUUUGGUAAAAUCAAGCCAUUUCCUCUGGUGUCGUCAUCGCGGUGGUUGAAGAAGCGCGGCGAGCUGGCCUUCAACACCGAAGAGCUCAGCAUCUGGAGGGCUUUCAGCAACAAGAGCUACUACCUGUUCCUCUUCAAUGACGUGCUGAUCGUCACCAAGAAGAAGAGUGAGGAGAGCUUUGUGGUGAUGGACUACGCCACUCUGCAGAAUGUGGAGGUGGAGGUUGGUGAGGAUGUAGAAGAACGAACGUCUUCGCCUGUCAAGAACAGCCCCUUUCUUUCCUUCAAGCUGCGCAUGAGCAAGAACAGUGAGGGGCGAGCGGAGCAGAUCUGUCUGGUGGCCGAGUCCAGGGUGGACCGGGCACGCUGGAUAGUUGCUCUUACCGAACACAAGCAGGAGGGAGUCUCUACUUGUAAAGGCGGUCUUCCACAAUAUGAAGCCACCAAAGCCUACAUGCCAAAGGAGCCGGAUGAGUUGGGUCUGCAACAGGCGGAGCUUGUCAUUGUGAUGCAGAAAGAGGAAGCCUGGUGCUACGGGGAAAGAAUGCGAGACGGAGAGACGGGCUGGUUUCCUGCUGCCUGUGCCACAGAGAUCACCAACGCCACGGCCAUCGAGAACAACGUGCAACGCAUGAAGCGCCUGCGCAAAGAGACCAAUGUCUGAGCGACUCUCAGCAUGUACAAGAUAACACAGUGAGGUGGCCUGGGUUGGAUGAAGACCAUGGUUUGUUACUAAGGUUAUAUGGUCUUAGCAACCAAUUAAAUCUUACCAUCAGGUUAUACCUCAUUGCAGAGCUAUGUGAAUUUUUUUCCCCGCCUUGUGUAGCCAAUGGAGCGCAAUAGCAAAACACAGUGGCCUGUUGCUGCAUAAAUAUACCAAAUCUUACUUGAAGAUGUCCUUGCUUUAUUAAAUUAGCUUAAGACGCAGAACAAUGUAGUGCAAAGUGUCAAUUCAAGAAUCAGGUUUCUAUUCAUCCUGGUUUUAAUUUUUUUUUUAUACAAAUGCUGUAUUGUAUAUGCAAAAAUGAAAUAAAAUCUAGUAUAAAUAAAACACUCAAGACUU
Molecule: messenger RNA, 2576 nt
Organism: Gasterosteus aculeatus aculeatus (three-spined stickleback)
Lineage: Eukaryota; Metazoa; Chordata; Actinopteri; Perciformes; Gasterosteidae
Gene: arhgef16
Product: Rho guanine nucleotide exchange factor (GEF) 16
Biological process (GO): activation of GTPase activity
Molecular function (GO): guanyl-nucleotide exchange factor activity; protein binding
Source: RefSeq, a predicted model, not a curated record